Messenger RNA from Capsella rubella, 791 nucleotides. RefSeq names its product glutathione S-transferase U2. Gene Ontology annotation, molecular function: glutathione transferase activity. Gene Ontology annotation, cellular component: cytoplasm. The record is from RefSeq and is a predicted model, not a curated record. The transcript has 2 exons. NCBI's taxonomy places the organism in Eukaryota, Viridiplantae, Streptophyta, Magnoliopsida, Brassicales, Brassicaceae. Bases 20 to 694 code for a protein of 224 amino acids. Gene Ontology annotation, biological process: glutathione metabolic process.
UGAGAGAGAGAGAGAUCUAAUGGAGAAGAAAGAAGAGAGUGUGAAGCUUUUAGGGUUUUGGAUAAGCCCUUUUAGUCGUAGGGUCGAGAUGGCUCUCAAACUUAAAGGCGUACCAUACGAGUACUUGGAGGAAGACUUACCCAAAAAGAGCACUUUGCUUCUUGAGCUUAAUCCAGUUCACAAGAAGGUUCCGGUUCUUGUCCACAAUGAUAAAAUCUUGUCCGAGUCACAUGUCAUCCUCGAAUACAUCGACCAAACAUGGACUACUAAUCCAAUUCUACCUCAAGAUCCUUACGAGAAAGCCAUGGCUCGAUUUUGGGCCAAGUUCAUCGAUGAACAGAUCCUACCAGUUGGGUUCAUGCCCCUAGUAAAAGCAGAGAAGAGGAUUGAUGUUGCUAUUGAAGAGAUCCGAGGACUGAUUACGUUUCUUGAGAAGGAAGUUACUGGAAAAGAUUUCUUCGGCGGCAAGACAAUCGGAUUCUUGGACAUGGUUGUAGGAAGUAUGAUCCCGUUUUGUCUGGCUCGGGCUUGGGAAUGUAUGGGAAUUGAUAUGAUUCCAAAGGAGACAUUUCCAGAGUUAAACAGAUGGAUCAAGAAGUUGAAUGAAGUUGAGAUUGUGAGGCAAUGUAUACCUCCAAAAGAAAAACAUAUUGAACGCAUGAACAAAAUUAUUGAGAGAGUUAAGUCUUCCUAAAGUAAUGACAACAUCAUAACUCUGUUCUGAUGAGUUAACACAUUUCUUUUGUUACUUAUGUGAGUUUAAUGUUGUAUUAGAGUACUGUAAUUUUUUU